AUGGGAGCAGCCGAGCAUAAGAUCGAAGUCCCUACAAAAGAUGUUCUGGCAGAGUCCGAUGGGAAUCCGGUUACUCGUCGUGUGGUGAAUGGGACACUGGGACAGUCAGUCACUUUGUCAGGAAAUGUGCCAGGAGAAAACAUUUCAAUCAUUACUUGGGAUUACGUAUAUCCAUCUAAUCGAAAAAUGGUUCUGUUAUGUUUGAAAUAUAAAAACAGUGCAACAGAGUGUAUCAGAGAGAGGAUGAAAUUAAAUCCAAAGGACUACAGCUUGGAAAUAUGGAACCUAACAGACAGUGAUGAAGGUCUGUAUGAAAUAAAUGCAAGAACAGAUACAGAUCUCCAUCUAGAAGUGACGGAACUGCGAGUUUAUGAACCUGUAUCAACACCAGUAAUAAAUAUCAGCAAGUUCCUCACAGAUGAGGUAUGUAACAUCAGUUUGCACUGUUUACUGGAGCGUGGCUCGGAGCCAGUUUACACUUGGUGGACAGGAGGUGAUGAGGUCACGGCUGAUGAGUCACAUGUACUGACUGACGGAGGGAGAAGACUGGAAUUGUCCUUAAGGCCGAGUGAUAACAGAGUGUACAACUGCACAGUGAGGAACCCUGUCAGUGAGGCAACUACGAGUGUGGAUCUCAGAAAGCUCUGUCCAGUCCCUGAAGGUUGGUACAUUGCCCUUAGGACCAUAAGAUAUAGAAAUCCCUAG
Molecule: messenger RNA, 705 nt
Organism: Hypanus sabinus (Atlantic stingray)
Lineage: Eukaryota; Metazoa; Chordata; Chondrichthyes; Myliobatiformes; Dasyatidae
Product: signaling lymphocytic activation molecule-like
Exons: 4
Coding region: 1-705 (234 amino acids)
Source: RefSeq, a predicted model, not a curated record